Molecule: messenger RNA, 4915 nt
Organism: Labrus bergylta (ballan wrasse)
Lineage: Eukaryota; Metazoa; Chordata; Actinopteri; Labriformes; Labridae
Source: RefSeq, a predicted model, not a curated record
GGUUUCACCUCAGCGGCACGGUCAGGGAACCUGCAACGUCCUCGGAGCCCGAGCUGCUCUGCAACGUGAGCGUCAGCUUCGACCGCUGCAAAAUAACAGCCGUGACCUGCGGCUGCGGAAACAAGGACAUCUUCUACUGCGCACAUGUGGUGGCGCUCUCUCUGUACCGAGUACGGAAGCCUGAGCAGGUCAAGCUGCGCCUGCCCAUCUCAGAGACUCUUUUCCAAAUGAACAGAGAUCAGCUGCAGAAGUUCGUUCAGUACCUGAUCACAGUUCAUCACACUGAGGUUCUGCCCACGGCUCAGAAACUGGCUGAUGAGAUACUGUCGCAGAACUCCGAGAUCAACCAGGUUCAUGGAGCUCCAGAUCCGACGGCAGGCGCCAGCGUCGACGACGAGAACUGUUGGCAUCUGGACGAGGAGCAGGUUCAGGAACAGGUCAAGCUCUUUCUGUCGCAGGGCGGUUACCACGUCGGGAAGCAGCUCAACUUACUGUUCAGCAAGGUGAGGGAGAUGCUGAAAAUGAGGGACUCGAACGGGGCUCGCAUGCUGACGCUUAUCACCGAGCAGUUCAUGGGCGACCCCAGACUGGCGCUGUGGAGGCAGCAAGGGACGACAAUGACGGAUAAAUACCGGCAGCUGUGGGACGAACUAGGUGCCCUGUGGAUGUGUGUCGUGCUGAACCCUCACUACAAACCGGAGCAGAAGGGUUUCUGGCUCCGUCAGCUUCGCAGGUGGAACAGUGUGGACGUGUGCCCCUUGGAGGAUGGUAACCAUGGCGCAGAGCUGACCAAUCUAACCAACGCUCUGCCUCAGGGUCCUGCAGGCAACCCAGAUUCACUGACCCGGCCUCACAGGACGGUGUUCACGCGAGCAAUUGAGGCGUGCGACUUGCACUGGCAGGACCCACACCUGCAGCAGAUCAUCACCAAGGACCAAUACACCAACUACUGUUACCAUGACAACCUCGACAGCUCCCUCUUCGAUACCCGAGGGUGGCCCAUGUGGCACGAGCACGUCCCGACUGCAUGCGCCCGAGUCGACGCUCUGAGAUCACACGGUUACCCAAAGGAAGCUCUCAGGCUGGCCAUCGCCAUCGUCAACACGCUGAGGAGGCAACAGCAGAAACAGCUCAACUUCUUCCGCACACACAAAAAAGAGUUGCUGCAUAAAGGUGUAACAUCAGUCACUAACCUGGAGGGCUGGGUGGGUCACCCUCUGGACCCCAUCGGCACCCUGUUCAGCACCCUAAUGGAGACGGGGCGAGGCAGGGAGGAAGUAGCCAACACCCUCCUCGACUUCCCAGGCUCGCUGGGUUCAGGCAGGAGGAUGGAGCUUCCUGUUUUCCCGACAAAGCAGCGUUUCCUAGAGGACGGCGAGUCAUUCGUGUCGCUGGCAGUGGAGACGGCUCUGAUCGGUUUGGGGCAGCAGCGAGUGAUGCCCGAUGGACUCUACGCUCAGGAGAAAGUGUGUCGAAACGAAGAGCAGCUCCUCGCCAGGCUUCAGGAAGUCGAUUUAGAUGACACAUUAGUGAAGAUCUUCCGGAAACAAGCUGCCUUCCUGCUAGACGCCGGUCCUUACAGUGGUCUGGGGGAGUUACUCUACAGAGAGAGUGUCCCCAUGCACACGUUUGCCAAGUAUCUCUUCACCUCCCUGCUACCUCAUGACGCUGAACUGGCGUAUAAAAUUGCAUUAAGGGCCAUGCGGUUGCCCGUCCUGGAGUCUACGUCCCCCUCCGCUGACUUGUCCCGGCCUCACCACAUUGUGUCCCUUGUUCCAAACCGGCUUCCUCGCUGGUUCACCCUCAGCCACAUAGAGACCCAACAGUGUGAGCUGGCCUCCACCAUGCUCACUGCUGCUAAAGGUGAUGCUCUCAAAUUACAAACAGUGUUAGAGUCCAUCCAGAAAAACAUCCACUCGGCAUCCCACAUCUUCAAGCUGGCCCAGGACGCCUUCAAAAUCGCCACCCUGAUGGACAGCCUGCCGGACAUCACGCUGCUCAAAGUCUCCCUGGAGCUGGGUCUUCAGGUGAUGAGAAUGACGCUGUCUACCUUGAACUGGCGGAGGAGAGAGAUGGUGCGAUGGCUCGUCACAUGUGCCACUGAGGCUGGUGUUUUUGCACUGGACAGCAUUAUGCAGAACUGGUUUACUCUCUUCACCCCCACUGAAGCCACCAGUGUUGUGGCCAGCACAGUCAUGUCGAACAGCACCAUUGUCCGCCUGCAUCUGGACUGCCAUCAGCAAGAAAACCUGGCCAAUUCCGCCCGCACCCUUGCCCUGCAAUGUGCCAUGAAGGAUCCCCAAAACUGUGCCCUGUCAGCUCUGACACUGUGCGAGAAGGACCACAUUGCCUUCGAGACAGCCUAUCAGAUUGUACUGGAUGCGGCCGCCACGGGAAUGAACUACACGCAGCUGUUUACAAUAGCACGCUACAUGGAACACCGCGGUUAUCCAAUGAGGGCUUACAAACUAGCAACGUUAGCAAUGACACACCUGAACCUCAGCUACAACCAGGACACGCACCCUGCCAUCAAUGACGUGCUCUGGGCUUGUGCUCUAAGCCACUCACUGGGGAAAAAUGAACUGGCAUCUGUCAUCCCCCUGGUGGUGAAGAGUGUGAAAUGUGCCACCGUCUUGUCGGAUAUUUUACGCAGAUGCACACUCACAACGCCAAGUAUGGUGGCUCUGCACAGCCGCAGGAACUCUGGGAAGCUAAUGCCUCUAGACAAGGCUCCCCUCAGGCAAUUACUAGAUGCCACGAUUGGAGCUUACAUCAACACAACGCACUCUCGGUUGACACACAUCAGCCCACGCCACUACAGCGAAUUCAUCGAGUUCCUCAGUAAAGCCAGAGAGACGUUUCUCAUGGCACAUGACGGACACAUCCAGUUCACACAGUUCAUAGACAACCUGAAACAGAUAUACAAGGGCAAGAAGAAACUCAUGAUGCUUGUUCGAGAGCGAUUUGGUUGACAGGAUUCAAUGACCAAAUCAUCCUUUUUUUUUUUUACUUGAGUCUCCUUUUAUAUCCUUUCUAACUUGAAGUGAAAAUACUCCUUAAGCAACAUUCACGCAAAUCUUAUUCCUAUGAUUUGGCAGUGAAAGGGUCAGAUCAACACAAUUUCCUGAAGGCAAGUUAAAUGGAAAAAAUAUGUUUUCAUUCACAAGAAAUGUCUUUAAAUUGGGAUUAUUGAUUGAUUUUAGUGUUUGGAGUAAUAUUGGACUACCCAAAACAAUAGCAAUGGGAUAUAAAAUGUGUUUUGGGGGCGAAUCUUCUCAUUAAAAGUUCCGAAAUUGAAGAAGAAACACAGAGUAGAACAUGAAAGAAAGCUGGUAUUUAUGUGUACAAAACCAUUGAGGAGAAAACGGUCAGAUCUUACAAGUUUGUGUGUCCCUUUUAUAUGUAUGAAAGUAAGAGUUUUACACUGAGUAUAUACUGUAUUGUCCAGUGGCAAAAUGUCUGCCUUGCACUCCUUCUUCCCUCAACUAACAUUCAUAGCCUCAAAAAGAAGAGAAACGGCUUUAAACCAAAUGAAGCAACUCCAUCUGAAGUGACAAGUACCUCUUUUUAAAGGAUUGAGCUUUACUCUUCAACUUACCCCAAAAAACGCCUCAACCAUCUGCUUUGUGGAGUGAAAGAAACCUCCAAAUUUACUAUCAGAAUGCAUUUACUCAGACUGGAUUUGUUUCCUGCCAACUUCGGGCUGAUUGUUUUGGCUUUGCAGUGUUGCCUCAAACAUUCAGUAUGCUAAUUUUACAGACACAUUUGUGAGAGAAACACAAAAACUUACUGUUGCAGUGCUUGCUCUUGUGGAAACUUGGCAAAAUAUUCAUUCUCAGGGAUUUCUCUUGGAAGAAACCGGACAAAAAGAAAACAAAAGAAAACAAAAGCAUUUUAUUGUCCUGUAUAUAUGAAAGUAUAUGUCUGAAUAUUGAAAAAAAAAAUGUAAAUGUUAACUAAUUUAUGACAAAAUAUUCUAUGUAAGGCACAAUACUUGAAGCUGCAGUACUUUUGGUUUUUGAAACAAGAUAAAAAACAUAUCAGAAGGACUACAAAAUGUUCACCUUGCAUUGCAUCAGGGGCCAGUUCAAAGACUCGUGCGGCUGGUUUAUCUCUGCAGACAUGUAAUGACCUGCAGAUACUGGCCAGUUGUUCAAGACAGGAAAUGGACUCGCAAAAUAGUAUUCUCCUGAACACAGAAGGGUAUUGAGGAUUGUCGGAGUCAAUGAAAGAGACGACUGUGGAUGCAGAGCAGUAGCAUCAUUCAGCUGGCAUCUGUUGCGAUAUAUUCCAGAAGAUUAAAAUCUGCUCCAGUGUCUUAAAUGUGUUCCUCCUUCUUUUAUGCCUCGUGUCCAUGCCUAUUAUUCUGACACCACGACUUUGUGCAGGACAGAAAGUUGCUAUAUACUGUAGUUCUUGACUGUUCCACUUUUUUUACGCUUUUUAAAUUUUUCCUUCUCUUCAGUUGAAAUGGUUUUAACUUCUCUUUAGAAUUCCUAACACAAGAACAGCCUUCUUUCUUGCCUUGUCUUAAUGCUUUAAAAUAACCAAAUGGGAGUUCUAACUACCAAACUUUUUUCAUGUGACAAACAACUUUGGCUUCAACCUUUUUUAGCGUCUUUAAUUUCUAGCUGAACCAGCUCUGUAUUCUGUGCUUUAAAAGCUAAUUUCAACUGUUUUUCAGUGUUGUCUCUUGUUCGUGGCCUCAAUAGAGGUCUGUUAGUAGCUCCUUUUUUGUUGAAAUGUAUGCUCCCUUUUAUUUAUUACAUUAGGUAAAUGACUGUAACCAUGUCAUCAUGCUCAUGAAGUUACUAAGAUUUGAUACACUGAUCAAUUUAUUUAUGUAACUAAAUCACUGUUUUAUAAACUUGUUAAUGAAUCAAUAUUUGUUUUGAAUAAAUGCGUUUUGAGAGGA